AUGGCUGAUUUUGAGGCUGAUCUGUUUGAUCUCGCCGGUGGCGACUCCGAUUCGGAGGGGUCGGUCGUCGACCGCAGGAGAUCAGCGUCGCCCCCGGCGAAGAGAGGCGCCUCCAAGGCGAAAACGUCGAGACACGAUGCGGAUGCCGACUCGGAGGAGGAAGGUGAAGCCCAUUCAGGGCCGGGCUCGCCCAACUCUCUCGACUCGGCGCCCAUGGACGAAUCAGACUCAGACGACGAGCAGCCGAAACCACGCGGCCCCGAACCUGGUGGCGCCGGGACGGAUGAGGAAAAGUACCCCGUAGACGGCAAGUUUCGAAGCGAGUCGGAAAAGGCAGAAAUCAGAGCCAUGCCCGAACUGGAGCGCGAGCAGAUCCUGGCAGACCGCGCCAACGAGAUUGAGCGACUGCGGCAGAACCGCCUGCUACGGCAAAUGGUUACGGAGACGCAAAACGACGAGCGCAAGGCUAAGAAGAAGCGCAGCGCCGACAGCGCCGACCUCGAUGAUGACGAGGACGAGGACCGCCAUGGCAAGGCGUCGCGACGCGCUGCUACCGCCACCGGUGGCACGGCCAUGGACGCGCUGCGCCGCGCGAGGGCCGACAGGCAGAAGCGCAGGGAAGACCACGAGCGGCGCCGCGACGUCUACUCGCCGCGGCGGGGAGACUCGGAUGGCGAGGCGAGCGAGGACGACUACCGGCGCGGCGGCGGCUCCCGCACGCCGGAGAAGAAGGACGAGAAGAAGGAUGAGCCCAAGCCGGAGCUACGCGACUAUGAGCGGGUGUGCUUUACGCCGGGCUUUGAGCCUGCGAUUACGGGUUGCUUUAUUCGUAUUGCCCUUGGCCCCCAUCCCGACACGGGCAUCGAGCAGUACAGAAUGGCCAUCAUAAAGGGCUUUACUACCGGGAGAGCAUAUGCACUGAGCGGUCCUAACGGGACUUUUGUGACAGAUCAAUAUGUCAAGGCGGCGCAUGGUAAGGCUGUCAAGGAAUUUCCUUUUAUCGCUGCCUCGAGUGGCAAAUUCACAGAGAACGAAAUGAACCGCUACCAAGUAACAUGCCACAAUGAAAACGUGAAGACGCCGAUCAAGACGGUCCUCAACAGCAAGAUUGACCAAAUCAACAACCUCCUCACCCACAACUGGACCAAUGAGGAGAUCAAGGCGCGCGUCGCCCGCCGUAACGAGCUGCGCAAGCGCUUUGACCCAGCGGAGCGUGCGCGUGUCGCGCGUCUGCUCGAGGAGGCCACCGUCGGCGGCGACGACGACCGCAUGCAGGAGUUGCAGGAGGAGCUGGACAAGCUCGGCUCACAGCGGUUGGCCUUUAAGACGAGCCUCGGGCCGGCCAAGUCCUCCGCGUACGACAGUAACGGGGGUGCUAUUACGAAGAUGUCGACGGAGCAGGACCGCCUUGCGGCGCGCAACAAGGAGAAUCGCCGCAUGAACCAAGAAGGCGUGCGCAAGGCACAGUUGCGCGAAAAGGCCAGGAUGCGUGAGAAUGAACUGUCGCUGAGCCGCGGCGAAAUGGUCAAGGAGGACCCGUCGCGGCGUCUGCGGACCAAGGCCAAGUUUGUGCACGACGUGAAUGAGACGGUCGCCGGCGCGGACGGUGGAGGAAGUAAAGCGGCGAGUGGUGUGAGCACGCCGGCGACGGCCAAUGGGACGCCGACGGUGGCGCCGAUCAAGCCGGGGGCUCUGCUGCCGCACCUGGCCAAGUUGCAGGACAGAAGCCAGGCGGACAGCAAGGGCCUGCCGAUGAUUCACAAGCCGCUCAUGGAUGAUGACGUGAUUGGCUCGCUGGAUCUAGAUAUUGAUAUUGAUAUUUAA
Cordyceps militaris CM01 is the source of this 1824-nucleotide messenger RNA. Its product is annotated as RNA polymerase II transcription elongation factor Rtf1p, putative. The coding region runs from base 1 to 1824 and encodes 607 amino acids. Gene Ontology annotation, molecular function: RNA polymerase II C-terminal domain phosphoserine binding; DNA binding. Gene Ontology annotation, cellular component: Cdc73/Paf1 complex. The transcript has 5 exons. Lineage: Eukaryota; Fungi; Ascomycota; Sordariomycetes; Hypocreales; Cordycipitaceae. The record is from RefSeq and is a predicted model, not a curated record.